Molecule: messenger RNA, 7221 nt
Organism: Anguilla anguilla (European eel)
Lineage: Eukaryota; Metazoa; Chordata; Actinopteri; Anguilliformes; Anguillidae
Product: ankyrin repeat domain-containing protein 34A
Exons: 2
Coding region: 456-2042 (528 amino acids)
Molecular function (GO): protein binding
Source: RefSeq, a predicted model, not a curated record
CACAAAAACAACACGCACACACAUGUACACACACACACACACACACGCUACCCCUCACUCUGCCUCAUUCCACAGAUUCAAGCCUGGCCACAUUGAAAAUUCAGCGUUCCUUCGUAUCUUCGGUACUGAGUGGGAGCGCGUUAGGCUACUUCUCUUUCCCACCAAGCUACCCACUCCACACCCCCGCAGCGACGCUACUCGUCUUACCCUAAACUCGCGAUCGCUAGAGGGAUAUGGGGGAGGGGGAAGGCAAGCUAAAUGCAGAACACUGUCAAAUAGGAAUAGCUGCGGAGUACUUGACUGAGUACAGCUGGGCUUAGGGGGGAAAGAAGCCAGUCCAUGGAACCCAUAUAAAUAAUCGCAUCACAUACCAGGUUGUUCAAAUUUCCCUUAGGAUGUCUAGGCAAUACUAACCGAAGAAGGGCCUGACUAGGCAACAGAGCGGAGGAGGCACCAUGGGGGACAGUGGGACCCUGCAUACAGAGGGCAACGCCCUCCUCAAAGCGGUCUUCCAGGGCAAGCUUCGGCUGGCCCGCCUACUGCUGGAAGGAGGUGCCUACAUUAACGAGGGCAAUGAACGAGGGGAGACGCCCAUUUCCGCUGCCUGUCUGGCCAGUUACGAGGACCCCCAGAGUCGGCAAAAGAUGGUUCGUUAUCUUCUGGAGAAAGGGGCAGACCCCAACAUCCCGGACAAGUCCGGCCGGACAGCCUUGAUGCAUGCCUGUGCCGAGCAAGCUGGCAAAGAAGUGGUGUCCCUGCUCCUGGAGAAUGGAGCAGACCCCAGCCUCAAGGACUACUCUGGGUCUUCCGCACUGGUUCAUGCCAUCAACAAGGGCGACCGGGACACACUGCAGGUCCUGCUAGAUGCCUGCAAGGCCAAAGGCAAGGAGGUCAUCAUAAUCACCACUGACACGUCUCCUUCGGGUACCAAAAAGACUAAACAGUACCUCAACUCUCCCCCGUCCCCAGGGGUGGUUGACAAAGUUUCCCCUGUCGCAUGCAUGUCACCCUCGGAGGUGGAGAUCCGCACCUCCUCCUCCCCAGCAGGCGAAAAGGAGGAAGAGGAAGGAAUUUUUCGCUUUGCGCUCACCUCUGCCUUACCUCUGCCCUCUGCCCGUCCUCCUGGGGAGAAACGAGCUCCCCCUCGCAAGCUCCUCAAACGGCUCAACUCGGAGCCCUGGGGACUGGUGGCCCCCUCUGUGCUGAGCGGCGCUCCACAGGACAGGGGGGAUGGCGACCUGCAGGAGGAGGACAAGGUGGUUUUGGACAUGAAUGGCCUGUCCAUCUCGGGCCCCGGCAGGCCCCUCCUGUCCCGCAGGCACAGCAUCGAGACACACGACCCCUGCUCACCCAAACUCAUCGACCGCUCCUGCUCUGAGGACUGUGCGGCCCUCUGUGGUUCCUCAUGGGCUGACAAAGUGCAACAGCACCAGAUACUGUACCGCAGGAACACUGCACCUGAAACUCAGGAGAAUGCAGCCCCGGCCGCUGUGACCGUCCGUCCCUUAGCCCACCCCAAACUGACUCGAAUGGACCACUAUGAGUCUGAGACGCACCUGUGUCCUGAGUCCAUACCGGGGUCUCCAGACUCAGGCCGGAUUUCAGUGGAGCGUCGCAAGUACAACGCCUCCCCUCUCUCCCUGCUGACCAGUUCCUCACGGGAGUCCUUGGAAAGUAUCCCAAACUCUGUGUCGCCCAUUACCAUGCGGCGUCGGCCUCCAGGGCUGCUGGAAAGAAGGGGGUCUGGCACCCUCCUCCUGGAUCACAUUUCCCAGACGAGGCCCGGUUUCCUGCCCCCGCUCAACGUGAACCCCCAGCGACCCAUCCCCGACAUCCGGGCCAAUGGCAAACCCACAUCCCCGGUGCACUCCGGCCACAAGAUCCUGGUGCCUGUGGCCCCCACAUCCCCCAAGCGGGGCCAUGAUUUCAAGCUGAAGAAGAAGCUGAUGAGGAGGCACUCCAUGCAAACGGAGCAAAUGAAGCAGCUUUCCACGUUCCAGGAGAUCCUGGCAGAGAAGGUGAUUGAGUUUACUGGGGACUAAGACAUGCAGGCGACAGGGGUUGAAAGCUGGGGAGGUGGGUGGCGUGCUGCCGGUGGGAAUAAAAAUAGCAAACGAUAAGGUCAAUUUUCCUUCCAUUACAAAUAAUUAGGAACCACUUUUUCCAUCCUUAACCUUUCUUCAAUGCCAUUUAAUUUCUCCUCUCCAGAGAAGGCAUGCCUAAUAUGUAUUGAAUAUGGAUGCUUUGCUUAUUUUGGUUUGGGUGACCUAGUUUGCUUGGUUGUUUCCUUUUUUAGUGCAGUGCAGAGCUGGAAAAUCUCAUUAAUCAUGUAGUUGGUUUGAAUGCUGAUGUUCUAUUAAUAUUUCUUUUCAGUGUAUUUUAGAUGAGGAUUUAGUUAUAUACAGUUCAUGUUUAAAGGACAAAUUAAAAAUUUUGUGACUGGAUUAGAAAAAAAUAGAUCCCUGAUAUGAUGUGGGCAUAACAGAAAUUAGGACAUGCAUGUUCUCAAAUCUGAUAUCACUAGGAUUAUCAUGAUGAAAAAAAUGUUUUUAGACGUAUGUAUGUUAACACAGCAGCUGUAAUGUUUUUCAUUUCAGAUGAGGUACAACAUUACUAAUCGACCCUGCUCUUGGAGAUCUACCAUCUGAAAGGUUUUCCCUCCAACCCUAAGAAUGCACACCUCAUUCAACAGUUAGUAGUAUCAGGUGCGCCAAAUUAGGGUUGAAAUAAAAACCAACAGGGUGUAGGAUCUCCAGAAACAGGGUUGGUUACCACUGAGGUACAACAAACUACAAAAAUCUCCUAUUAGGACAAAUUACCAAUGAACACCUUUUACUAUCAAUUGAAGGACAAUUAUUAUAUUAUAUGUACAAUUAUUAUAUAUACUAUAUAUAGUGUAGUUCACAAGAAAUAAUUCAUUAUUGAUAGUUAUUUUAUUGAAUUCAAGUAUACUUCACCCAUACACAUCAUAGUUAUUCAAGCCACCACACAUUUGACCUACCCAUAGCAUUCUAUAAUUGCAAUUCACUGCUUUAUUAUGUACCCAUAAAGGUAAUCUAAUCGAAGAUAAAGUCAUACCAUAGGAGAGAUCUUUUUAUGAACAUAUUAACAUAUUUGACUGAAGUGCAAUUUAUGUGACUCUAAAUUCCAAAGAAACUCCAGCAAAAUGCAUAAAUGAAAAAAUAAAUGACAAAAAAAUAAAAAUAAAAAAUAAAAAAUGCUAAUUUAAAGACUACGGCAGACUUUCCCAAAUCAAUGCACAUUUGUGCCAAGGAGCUGCACAAAUAAAAUGUAAAUAGUGUAUUUAUUCAAUGAAAAUAUUUGUGUUUUAUAUAAGACAUCGUAUAUAUAAGAUGUGUGCAAUAUGCUGUACUGCUUUACUAAGUCAAUUACUUUCAUGUGGUGGGUGUGAGGUGCUCUUUUAUAAUUUGCCAGAGGCCACCGGAGAACAUCUGCUGGUUAUCGACAUAUAGAACUGAGAUGCGGCACUGAAUGCAACGGCAGUUUACAGUGUAAUACAUUUUCUUGUGAGGUUGUACAGUUAGAAAAAAAAAACCUACAGUGUUAACAUGCUAGGUUGUGAGCAGGAAAGUCUUCAGACAUUUAUAAUGUCUACUCUUACAUGUUGUUGUAACAACGAUGUUUUCAAGCUUACAAUAGGACAUUUGCGUCUAUUUUACAAAUUUGAGCUUCUGUUUGAAAUAUUUCUGUCUUGAAAUAUAAAGUGCAACAAAAUAUAGUGUUCAAUUCUGGUGGUUUAACUACAUGUAUUAGAUAUUUAGAACAAACAAAGGAUAUUUUUCUAUGCCUGUUACAAAAUAGCAAUGUUCAUUGUGAUUUUGCCUAUAUUUUGUUGUUUGAAAUGGAUUGUAAUACAAUUGUGGAGCAAUCAUAGGUUUUAAUGUUGAUAUUUAGCUUUAUGUUUGAGUGGAAUUAGAAAGCAAAUAUUUUUAAAGAUAUUACAAAGAAUUGUUUACCAGGCCUCUCUUGAAAAAGAGAUCAUCAAUCUCAGCGGGACCAUGUGAGAAAGUAACGGAGGAGUAGAAAUAUCGACUGUAAAUGACUGUACACCACAUUUGACAUAUCAGUCUGGCUGCUGAUGAGUGGGGUCAGUCAUGUUUCCGUCUCCCUUGAGACCAGUGCCUAUGUUUACAGUUUGCAGUUACUGAAUGAAUGUUUGCUAGAGAAAGAUUGAUUUAAAAAAGCUCAAGUAUCUGUCUGAAACAUCAUUACAUUUAACAAACCCCUAUUAACCAUGACCAAAGACAAAAACACACAUUUGCCAUUCACCUGUAGGCAUGAAGUGUUGACGCGUCCAAACAUCUGGAUGGUUUUCCAUAGGAGCAGUCCCAGAAGGUGAAAGCUAUUGUUUGAUUUCAUAACAGCAGAGUUGGUCAUGCCAACUUAUUGUCAAUAUUAAAUAAAUGCCAAAAAGUUUUUAGUGGUGUAGGUGGUUCAGAUCAAAACCCGAAGGGAAGAAGUGCUUUAGAAUGUUCUCUGAUCAACUUAGGUUCCAUGAGAGGUGGAAAAAGAGUAGCUAAACAUGUAAAUCAUUAUAAAUCAAUAAGGAGUUUUGGGCCAUGUGAUAUCACAAAAAUGGGUAUGUUGGGGAACAGGAAAUAGAUAUCUUACAUGUCAGUGUUGGUAUUUGGAAAACAUUAGCAUGACUUAUUUUGCUCUGUGGAACACUGUGAUUACAACAAUCAAGCUAAUAAGAAACUUGUGCAUUGUGAAUCCUUAGAUGGCCUAACAGCAAGACAGCUGCUUUUGUGGACCUGAUAAAAUGUAUGAGGUAGUGCAGUUUUUACAACUGCGAACAUGCUUUUUCAGAGCCACUACUGCCCAAUUACAUCAAGCAGUGAAUCAUACGAUGGCAAAUGGUCUUUGGCUUAUUUCCCAAACGAUUACCAACAAAGAUACUUCUUGUUGCCCUUAGUCCAAGGGCAUGACCAGUAUGGUCUCUGGUGUGUUAACAACAAUAACUUUACACAGCAUUUGCUGUACUUUUUCAUCUCGCAUUUGGCACACUUAGGAAAGGCUUCUGUGUACGCUUGUUCUCAUAGCUUUUUGUCCUUAGCUGGGCCCCACCAUGCCGCAUACAUAUCUGAUUAUUUUGUUUAACUACAUUUUUUUUCUGCCAAUGUUGUCAACACUCAGUCCUUCAACCUAUAUAUCCCACAUUUGUCUUUCCCUCUCGAUGUAUGCCUCAAUUCUCAUUUUUACUGCCUACAACCUUUAUGCUUCCACACGAUGAACUCCUGAUCUGGCAAAACAUUGACAAUUUAUAUUUCAACUUCCUGAAACGAUGAAGAAAAAACCGGUGAGAAAGAUUGGCUGUUUAUCACUUCCCUAUGUCACUUGUCCCGAUUUGAAAUUAAAAUAGGCGCUCUGCCAGUGUGCCACGUAGUUGUUUGCAUCUGCUGGUUUUGAUUGCCGUGCUUGUGAUGUCACCUCAUAAAUCAAGUUAUUAACUAUAUAAAUUCCUGCUGGCUAAAUGUUCAUUUUAGGGCUGGAUUAAAUCACCAUUUGUCCUUACAUUUGACUUAAGAAAAGAAAAAGAAAAAAACAUUGACUGCAAUGUGAUUUGCGCUCAGCUGUCUUGCAAAAGAUAUGCAAGUCUAGGCAGCGCCUGAAUGGUUUCUGUACAUUUACAGCUGUAUAAAUGGAUUGUAUGUAACAGAUUGUAAGCUGUAUACAUUGCACAUGAUAAGAGUAUCUGCUAAAUGCCUAAAAAAAGUCUAUAUUCACCCUUAGUUUUUUCUAAAUUGCUGUAUUUAUGUGUAUUUAUUUUUGCUGCACAGAUAACAUGUCAAUAAGCUAAUAAUUGUAAAUAGGAAACAAUUUUGUGUGCUAGUGACAUCACCCUCCUUUCAAUUGCUUUUUGACACAUCUGUUCUAUAUGACAGGAUAUGCGUUAAUACAAGUAUCAAAAACUGAAAGAAACAGGAUCAGUAUCAUUAUACAAGCAGCAUCUUGGUAAUGAGAUAUUUGUGGUGUCUAUUUUAAGCCAUAACCAAAAAAAAUAAAAUAAAAUCAGCGUGUGUCUGAGGUCACAUUGUACUUGCAUGUGCCCACAAUUCAGGCUAAUUACUCUUUAUGCUAAAAUGUCCAGAACUCAGAAUCAGAUUAAUUGUGUCAGUUAGUGUUCAUAUGCAACUAAAAUUUAGGGUUUGGUCUUUAUUUGACAGCCUUAGUAUGCAGCCAUUUUGAAUGAGAAAUGAGUCAUUCUAUGAACAGUACUCAACAUGGAACAAGGAACAGUACUCAAAGGUCAGUAUUAAUAUGGGGUUUAUCCCUGAUGCUUAAAAUAGGUACUGCAAAUCAACGUUAUGAGGUAAAAAUGUUACAUUCCUCCGCUCAACAGAAAUGCCAUAACCUCAACUCAGCAAAACGUGUUUAUAUUGAACGUCUGUGUGUUCAAACACCCUUAACUGCCUACGUUAAUAUUUGAAACCACAAAUUUUAAAUAUCAGCGAAAAGAGCAAGAAAGAGAACUAUACCAUGUCCAAAGCAUGCAGCAGUCUGGAGUAGAACAGCAAUUGUGUCCGGACUGAGCUGUCAGCUAAUACAUUGUUUUUAUAACAUGGAACAAGCUUAUUUUUUCUGCAGAACUUGACCCUACCACAGACCACAUCGCCAUUUUUCACGAGGGGCUCAUGCUCUAACCGAUAAUAAUCUAAAUGGAAAUACGCAUUGUUGAAUGGGUACAUGCUUCCUUUGUUUUUAAUCUGAUACAAAUUGUUUGUUUGAAUGUGAAAUAAAGUCGGGUGAGAGUCUGAGAGGUUGCAUUAUGCAGGUCCACAGUAGUCUUGCUUUAAUUGCAAUGGGGAGCCAAGCAAAGCGCGCACUCUCAUCCAUUCACAAAGAUGUCUUGCUCGACAGGCUUCAGGUGUUCUGAUCUGUCGGAGGGCAAGACCCUGGAUUACAGGAAUGGACCAAUUGACUGUAUCAAUGGCCCAUAUAAUGAGUGCCAAAGGCCACUAGGCAGGCCAGUGCACUGAGAGAAGAAUACACUGAGGGACCCUGCGGACUGGUCUCUUGAGACACAUUAUUUUGCUGCUGCCACGCAACGUUAAUGUGCUGUUUGUUUCCCGGUAUAUUGUGCACUACACAGGAGGUUCGCAUUUCAAGUGUCCACACACGGCGCUGGGAGACCUGAGGAAACAACUUUGUGUUGUGUGAGUGACAUUUGAUGUCAAUAAAAACUCUUUUAUGACCAAA